Molecule: messenger RNA, 1930 nt
Organism: Ilex paraguariensis (yerba mate)
Lineage: Eukaryota; Viridiplantae; Streptophyta; Magnoliopsida; Aquifoliales; Aquifoliaceae
Source: the annotation of a GenBank genome assembly
CUUUCGGCGAGUUUUUUAGGGUUCUUCGUAAAGUUCAACACCGUCGAAGAGCUUAAUCGGAUCGUCGGAAACAAUAUGAACGGAAUCGGGGGUGACAAUGCGACGGCAAAUUCACCGGUAGCGAAAUGGAGGGACGAUUUUUCAAAAGCAUUUCAGUACUAUCUGGAUCGAUCUACGCCUCAUACGCUGUAUAGGUGGCUCGGAACAUUGGCGGUGGCUUUGAUUUACGUAUUGCGUGUGUACAUAGUGCAAGGGUUCUACGUUGUGUCCUACGGUGUCGGAAUUUAUAUUCUGAACCUCAUGAUUGGGUUUCUGUCACCCAAGAUUGAUCCGGAGCUGGAGGCUUUGGAUGGGGCAGCUUUGCCGACUAAAGAAUCUGAUGAGUUUAAGCCUUUCAUUCGCCGUCUUCCUGAAUUCAAGUUCUGGUAUGCCAUCACAAAAGCUUUUGUUGUUGCAUUUCUCAUGACCUUUUUCUCCGUGCUGGAUGUUCCUGUUUUCUGGCCAAUAUUACUGUUCUACUGGGUGGUUCUAUUUUUCCUCACUAUGAAACGUCAAAUUUUGCACAUGAUCAAGUACAAGUACAUCCCAUUCGACUUGGGAAAGCAGAGUUACACCGGGAAGAAGAAUUCUAGCAGCAGUUCACCUAGGGACUGAAGUUGCAUCAUUGACUCAAGCAACCUAACAAAACGAGAAACAUUUAUGUGCUUUUAGAUUUUUGAAAUAUCUAGGUUUGUAUUUCUCCUUCUAAUUGGUUUUUGGAACUUUCAAAUCAGAGCUUCUUUUAGGUAUGUAGAAGUACCAUUACUGAACACACGUGAAGCUUACUGUGCAUAUAUAAUACUAUGAACAUUCUGAUGGCUUUACAGAAAUUCAUAUUGCCUCUACCUUCUCUCUUGGAAACUUUUGGUUAUCCUUGUCUCCAGACACUAUAUCUGAUAAGUAGAUGAAGGUCAAUUUUGUUUUUUCCUUUUCUCUGGUUCAUUUUCUGAAGGAGCAGUAAACUAUUUCAUGACCAUUCCAGAUGCUUCCUGCAUCGGUAAUGGGGGAAAAAGAACAUUGCAUGUAGAAUAGACCCGACGGUGAUGGGAUCGAAGGACUUGCAAUUCAUUUUCUUCAAGACAGGUGGAUUUUUCCGAAGUCUAAAUCUAACUCACAAACAAAAAAUAGAGUCAGGACGAAAAACAAUUAUGCUUUCAGGGCCAUCAAAUACUGUAUAGAUCUUCAUUUUAUUGCUACAAACAAGUGCACAUACAAAUUCAUUCAUUGUGUUUGAAGUACAUUGUUAUCCAAUUUUGGGUUCUUUUAAUAUCAAGUAUCAAACAAAAGCUUAACGUGUAGCAACUCCACAUAGAGAAACCAAGGUAUAGCUUAUAAAACAAUAGUCUCGACAAAGACAAAUCUGCUUACAGACUAUGACUGCAGACUAUUGCUGGAACUCUUCCUGUAUAUGCUCAUGAACUUGGCCACAAAUUCUGCAAAAGCAUGACAAAUUCACACGUCAGAAAACUAUUCUGAUGAUCGCCAGUGCAUCAAUGAAUUUCCAGAUAUAGUUUUCCAUGGUGCACACUGUGAGACUUGCUUGAAUAAACUAAUUGUGGGAGCUCACACCAUCAAUAAGGAAAAAUUUUCACCAGACUCUACUCAACUUACAUGUAGUAAAAGUUACUUCCUGCUCUAUGCAGAAAACUAUCAUUCAGAUGCAACAGGGGUGGCUUCCCUCUCGCUUGUACUGAAGAUACGUGUUAAGUCAUUUGCGAAGAAAAAGCCUAAAAACUGAUGGUAUCUCUCUACCUCCAUAACUCUCUGAAAUCACCCUGCCACAUGAUUUUCUAGGUUCUAUCUCGUCGUUUGUCAUGUAUCCACAUGCUUUUUUCUAAUAGUGACUCAGCUCAGUAUACAAAACUGCUAAAGGUUUUGACCCAAGACUUUA